Meriones unguiculatus (Mongolian gerbil) is the source of this 1808-nucleotide messenger RNA. It is a transcript of the gene Srr, whose product is annotated as serine racemase. NCBI's taxonomy places the organism in Eukaryota, Metazoa, Chordata, Mammalia, Rodentia, Muridae. Bases 669 to 1727 code for a protein of 352 amino acids. Gene Ontology annotation, biological process: D-serine biosynthetic process; L-serine metabolic process; pyruvate biosynthetic process. The record is from RefSeq and is a predicted model, not a curated record. The transcript is spliced from 10 exons. Gene Ontology annotation, molecular function: L-serine ammonia-lyase activity; threonine racemase activity; magnesium ion binding. Gene Ontology annotation, cellular component: cytoplasm.
CCUCCUGCCUGCCCUCCCCGAACGACGGUGGCCGCACUGGGAGCAAAAGCAUUCAGCACGUCCAACGAGGGCCAUCCCAGAGCGUGCGCUCGGCCCGCAGAGACGGCGUGUGCGCGUGCGCAGAGGUGUAACUCUGGAGGCUCCGCCGAGGAUUGGAGGUGGAGGCGCGGCGCUGGGAAGGCAGGAAGAUACAAGAGUUCCCAGCUAGCCUAGGCUGUACUGUACACACACGAGGUGCAGGCAACACGUGGAAAAUGGAAGCAAGAAGAUCAAGAGUCCAGAGUUUAAGGUCAUCCUUGGCUAUGUUCCAUGCCAGCCUGCUUGCACGGAACCCUACCUCAGACAAACCAGAAAACCGAGAGCAUCCCAGCACCAUAUACACUAGGUGUGCUGGCAGAAGCUUGUAAUUGCAGCACUUGCAAAGUACAAGAAGGAUUCAAAUUUCAGCGUCAUCCUUGGCUACACUUCCAAUUGGAGGCCAACAUUUCAGGGUAAUCUUACACCUUUUGCCAUACUGGGCCUGGGCCAAGAUGGGCCAAAGUCCUUACCCAGAAUUUUUUGAACUGAAAUUGAGAGAAAAUCCCUCUUCAGUGUGGAAGCCAUAAAAUGUAAAACACAGGAGCUUUCAGCAGCCAUGUGUCCUGCCCUACGGAACCAGCUGGCCUGCUAUGAAAAGGAAGCCGACAUGCCAAAGGCAGCAGAGAACCAUGUGUGCUCAGUACUGCAUCUCCUUUGCUGAUGUUGAAAAAGCUCAUAGCAACAUUCGGGAUUCUGUCCACCUCACGCCGGUGCUAACAAGCUCCAUUCUGAAUCAAAUAGCAGGCCGCAGUCUUUUCUUCAAAUGUGAACUCUUCCAGAAAACUGGGUCUUUUAAGAUUCGAGGUGCUCUUAAUGCCGUCAGAGGCCUAAUUCCUGACACUUUGGAAGGGAGGCCCAGAGCUGUCGUUACCCACAGCAGCGGAAACCAUGGCCAGGCCCUCACCUAUGCUGCCAGACUGCAAGGAAUUCCUGCUUACAUUGUGGUGCCUCGAACGGCUCCCAACUGCAAAAAACUGGCAAUCCAAGCUUAUGGAGCCUCUAUAGUGUACUGUGAACCAAGUGAUGAGUCCAGAGAAAAGGUCACUCAGAGAAUUGUGCAAGAAACAGAAGGCAUCUUAGUCCACCCCAACCAGGAGCCUGCAGUGAUAGCUGGACAAGGGACAAUUGCCCUGGAAGUGCUAAAGCAGGUUCCCUUGGUGGAUGCGCUGGUGGUUCCAGUAGGGGGAGGAGGAAUGGUUGCUGGAAUAGCCAUUACAAUUAAGGCCCUAAAGCCUAGCGUGAAGAUUUAUGGUGCUGAACCCUUGAAUGCAGAUGACUGCUACCAGUCCAAACUGAAAGGAGAACUAACCCCCAAUCCUCAGCCUCCAGAAACCAUAGCUGAUGGUGUAAAAUCAAGCAUUGGCUUAAAUACCUGGCCUAUUAUAAGGGACCUUGUAGAUGAUGUCUUCACUGUCACAGAGGAUGAAAUAAAGUAUGCAACCCAGCUGGUGUGGGAGAGAAUGAAGCUGCUCAUUGAGCCUACUGCUGGUGUUGGAUUGGCUGCAGUGCUAUCUCAGCAUUUCCAAACAGUCUCUCCAGAAGUAAAGAACAUCUGUAUUGUACUCAGUGGUGGGAAUGUAGACUUGACGUCCCUAAACUGGGUAAAGCAGGCUGAAAAGCCAGCUCCUUACCAGACUGCUUCUGUUUAAAUCCAUGGAAGAAAUAAGAAUGUCACUAUAUGAAAAUGUUGUUUUCCAUCUUCCUAUUUAAAAUUGUUUUCAAAAUCCUAA